This is a messenger RNA of Strigops habroptila (Kakapo), 4363 nucleotides long. It is a transcript of the gene LHFPL3, whose product is annotated as LHFPL tetraspan subfamily member 3. NCBI's taxonomy places the organism in Eukaryota, Metazoa, Chordata, Aves, Psittaciformes, Psittacidae. The coding region runs from base 944 to 1678 and encodes 244 amino acids. The transcript is spliced from 3 exons. The record is from RefSeq and is a predicted model, not a curated record. Gene Ontology annotation, cellular component: plasma membrane. Gene Ontology annotation, biological process: sensory perception of sound.
UAUGCUAAUCACUGCUGCAUGCCAAAACACUCAAUGCGCCGAGUGCCAGGCCAAAGUCACUGAGCUGGAGUGGAGCUGCUCUUCUCCACCGGUGCCACCUCACCCACCCUCACCAAGAGCUUCAUGGUGGUCUUCUCCAUGGUCGCCACCCCACCUCCUGAGGUGAGGAGCAGCCCCUGAUGGUUUCUGCGUUCCCCAGGCUCAAGACUUUGCCCUAGAGGGGUUUGCUUCAACAGAGACAAUUAUCUCCGGGCCCGGGGCAGGAGGUGCUGCUCAGGGGGUGCAGCAGUGGCAGCCCCCGGCUGAGGACGGAUCGAUGUUUUGUGAGGGAACUGAAAACCGCACUCGCAGGUUUUAAACUUCAGAAUCCGCUGCCUGAACACUGUAUCCCAGGACACGCAGCAUGUGCAGCGCCGGGAACAGCUCCACCGGGCAGCCGCUGCCCCGGCCGGGAGAGGCGCGCCGGGAGCCCGCCGGCCGAGGGGCUGAGGGGAGACCACGGCUGCAGCGCCCCCGCCGCCACGGGCUCGCCCUUCCCGCCCUUCGCCCCGUCCCUCGCCAGCGCCUCUCCUCUGGGACGGCGCCUCAGCCGUGGCCCCCUCACCCCUGCGUUGUUGCGCGGGGCGGCCCCGCCGCUGCCGCUGUGGUGGCUGGCGCCCGGCGCGGAGCCGCGGGCGGCGGCGGGAGGGCGGGCUGCGGGGCGGGCGGUGCGCGGCGGCCGGCAGCGCUGCGCCCCGAUAGGCGGCGGCGGGCCGUGUUGGUGCUGCCGCUGCCGGUGCUGCUGCUGGCGCGGAGCCGCUGAAGCCCGGCGGAGGGGCUCGCUGGCUCUCGCACGCAGCGGCGGAGCGCGUCGCGUCGAGCGGAGCCAGCGGGGAGGAGGAGGAGAAGGAGGAGGAGAGGAGGAGGAGGAGGAGGAAGGGGAGGGGGGAUCUUCUCGGCGAGGAUGCCCGGAGCGGCUGCAGGGACGGCGGCGACAGGAGCAGGCUCGUCAGGAGCGGCAGCAGCGGGGAUGCUCCCAGCUCAGGAGGCGGCCAAGAUCUACCACACCAACUACGUGCGGAACUCGCGGGCCAUCGGCGUGCUCUGGGCCAUCUUCACCAUCUGCUUUGCCAUCGUCAACGUGGUGUGCUUCAUCCAGCCCUACUGGAUCGGGGACGGCGUGGACACCCCGCAGGCGGGCUACUUCGGGCUCUUCCACUACUGCAUCGGCAACGGCUUCAGCCGGGAACUCACCUGCCGGGGCAGCUUCACGGACUUCUCCAGCCUGCCCUCGGGAGCCUUCAAAGCCGCUUCCUUCUUCAUCGGGCUCUCGAUGAUGCUCAUCAUCGCCUGCAUCGUCUGCUUCAUCCUCUUCUUCUUCUGCAACACAGCCACCGUCUACAAGAUCUGUGCCUGGAUGCAGCUGACGUCGGCUGCCUGUCUCGUCCUGGGUUGUAUGAUUUUUCCUGAUGGCUGGGAUUCAGAUGAGGUAAAACGGAUGUGUGGUGAAAAGACAGACAAGUACACGCUGGGGGCUUGUUCAGUCCGCUGGGCAUAUAUCCUGGCAAUUAUUGGAAUCUUGGAUGCCCUGAUCCUCUCAUUUCUGGCAUUUGUGCUUGGCAACAGACAAGACAGCUUGCUAGCAGAGGAGCUCAAGUUGGAAAACAAAGUCCUACUAAGCCAAUCCUCACUAGAAUGAGCACAAAACAAAACGAAUAACAGCUUUUGUACAUCAACAUUAAAAUGGGAAGAAGCUUGGGAAAGGGCCUCCGACAGAGAAGAACGCUGAUGAGUGCAAAAAUGCCUGAUGGGUGAGCGCCACCUUCUAAAUAUAGAUCAGCCAGACGUGGAAGUGAUUUUCAGAAGAGAAAUGCAAUCAUGGAUUACACACCAGCUCAUUAGAAACUGUUGCUGAAUACAGCAUCCAGAAGACAUGCAUGAAAAGUCACAUUUGGGGAAUAAAUUAAAAGGGGUGUAGUUGUUGCUAGAUAAACAUAUGUAAUAUAUAUAUGCAUUGAAGAGGUUUGUAAAUGUCAUUUUUUUAUUCAGACGGAAAGCAAAAAGCUUUAAAACCUUUCACAGUAGAGAGGCAGUUAACUCCAGACUAUUCCUAUCCCAGUAGCCAAGAAGCAGAUAGGACAUCUCUCUUAAAUUAGCAUUUAUAAAUAGACUCUCUGAAUGUUUCCAUCACCUAGAGGAAAAAGCAUAACUUUUACUGCUGCAUUGCUGCACUUCAUUUACUUCACUGUAUAAUAAGUUGACUAAAACUGUAAAGCUUCUCAAUUUUUACUGCAUAUGUGUUCCAAUUAAUCUAUGUCUGUAACAAACUUAAGACUGAAAAAUUAUUUCCAACCUAUAUUCUAGUUCUAUGAAGCAUAUAUACUGUAAGGUAUGUCUGAAUAUCAUAAUACUAUAAUUUCCCAAGACACAUAAAAUUGUUUGUAUUUGAAGUGACAAAAUAAAAGCACUUGAUUUCUUUUUUCUAACAGAAGAAAGUAAUUUACCCCUUAAAUGUAACAUACAGCUGCUCACUGCAAGGGCAUUUCUAUUCUUUUCCUUGUCCUGCCAUAUGACUGCUGAGUGAUGCUCCCUGGCCCAUGCUAAUGCCAAUCAGGCAAAGUGAUCCAAUGAUCCCUUUUGGCCUUAAGCUCAAUACAUGAAUCAAAAGACUGGCAAGCAAAUACACAUUGCAAAUAACUAUGCGAGGGCUGGGUGUGCAGAGCCCUGGGGCACUGGUGGGGUGAUGCUUCCCUCCACAGGGGCCCGGUGGCUCGCUUCCCAAAGGGCACUCUCAUUGCCAGAAGCCACUGAGCAGUCAAACAAGGGAGGCACAGGGUACCAAGAAAGACCUCACAAGGAAAGGCCUGGAUGCCAAGUGCCGGGUAUGGAGCAGCGGAGGGAAGCAGGAACCCCCUCUCCUUUGCUCUUCUCUGAUAGGUCCCAGCAUGACACGUGUCUCCUCCUGGCUCAGGACCGGGCAGGAACACACUGCUCCGUGCAUUUCUCCCAUCCUCUUCUGCUUAUCAAAGCUGAAUCCAGCCCAAAAUGAACACUCCAUUGCUAAAAAUCUUCAGAUUGUUUAAGCCUGUUGCUUCAUUCUUUGGCUUUUGGGGGAAAUGGCUAAAAUAAUAAUUCAUUGCUAAUGUUGAUCCUAAAUAACACAAUAAACUGAAGGCAUGAGUGAAAAAACUGGGUUUUAAUUACUGGCUGCACAAUAGAUUAUUCCAAAAUUUAGUGUAGAAAUCUCAGAAAAAAUAUUUUAUUUUUGAAUAAGAAAUUAUCUUUAAGUAAACUGUCAAUAGAUAAACACAGGGAAUUAGAGAACUCUUCUAUCUACCUACCGAGGUACCAGUGUGGCGCUCCUUGUCUUAGAGACUGAACACUGAUGUGGAUGUCUGCCAAGUAAAUUUAUGUGUGAAUAUGGCAGCUUUUUUUUUUUUUUUUAAUAUUUUAAUCCAAAUCUGCUCUUGUAACUGCGUGCAGGAGACUCUUCUCCUGCAGGACCAGCACUAGAGCUGGUCAAAACCCCCACCCAAAUGAACCAACCACCAUAAACAUAUUCCCAGUACCUGCUGCUGACCUGAAGGGGAUGUAGGUUAAAAUGAAAUAGUUUACACAUAAAGCUGCAUAAACUCAUCAAGGUCCCACUUCUGACAAGUUUUUAAAUCUGUGAUUAGUCCAACCAAUGCCAGCUGGAAAACGCACAUCCUUAAGGGCCGGAUGCAUUCAGGAGUCCCUGUUAAAUGGCGUCUCAGUGAAGCCCAUCCGCAUUCAACUGCUCUUGUUGGCUCACAGCCGCACUCUCACCUCCAAAGCCUGUGAAAGGGUUUGCUAUCUGGAUGUGCUAUCGUAUCACUGUCUUCAUUUGCUCCUUAGGUUUACCUCUAUCCCACAUUAUUGCAGUCAUGGCACUUUUGCUGUGAUAGAAAUCACCAAAACAGGGUUUCUCUGUAUUAUGUUAUUUUGUUAUGGACUACUAAGUUUUGCAUCAUAGUGACUGUUUAAUGUAAAAUCCCUUUCUAAGUAUACGCAAAUGUUGCAAAAAAGGUGUCAUCACAAGACCUCGCAACCCUGCCAGGGCAGCGUGGUGAAUAUGUACCAUUUGUACACAGUCAGGAGAGACGUACCAGGAUGUACAUCACUAAUUGUUGACUCGGUAUGAAUAGUAUGUUUUAUCUUUUUAAAUGUGACUGCUUUCCCAUCCCACUCCAUUGUAACUUGUCAAUUGUAAUUUUUUUUUAAGUCAACAAACUGUAAAGAAAACUGUUGAAAUACCUGAUUUUCUGUAAAAAGUAAUAACAACAAUAAUUUUUGUUACUUUAAAGUAUGCUUGGUAUUAAAGUACCUAAUAAAGUUCAAUAAUGAAUUUUGUAGCAUACUAAAA